This is a messenger RNA of Paramecium pentaurelia, 1164 nucleotides long. The record is from the annotation of a GenBank genome assembly. NCBI's taxonomy places the organism in Eukaryota, Ciliophora, Oligohymenophorea, Peniculida, Parameciidae.
AUGACAGCUACAAAAUAUCUUCUGGUGAUUAUUUAAUAGAUCUCUAAUUAUAUGAACUCAAUUUUUGAUGAAAUUCAUGAGAAAGAACUUUAAAAAUAUAGGUAAAAAUUUGGAACUAUACAUUUUCAUGAUUGACAUUAAAUAGAAAGAAAGGAAUUCUUUAAUAAUUAUAUUGAUUAAGAACCAAAGACUUGUAAUUAAAGUCCAACUUAGUCUAGAUUGGAAAAGAAUAAAUUUUCUCUAUCUUUGAGUAAUUUAUAAACCUAAAGAUCACUUGUUUAGUCUUCUGCUAGAAAAAGUUAACAUGAAAGGAGAAGAGUUGUAAAUAGAUAAUCUUAAUAAAUUAUUACAAAUAAUAACAACGUUAAUUAUGAAUUUUCUUUUCCUAAAUGGAUUUUAGAAAAAAAUGAUUUAAAAAAAUGGAAAUCUCAUAGGUAUUGAAUCCAUUAUAAGGUUAUUAAGUGACUUCGAUAUAAAUUUAAAGAUUAUCUCAAUCUGCAAGACAGAAACAUUCAAAAGAGAUGCUGCUUAAAAAUAAAUAGUAGCAUUGUAUUUACAAAAAUUGAGUCUAUUCAAAUUAAUGCCUUUAAUGUUAUUACAAGAAUUGGCAGGUAGAUUAACGUAUAAAGAGAUUAAAUCUGAAUCAGAUUUAACAUUGUGUAAAGUAGGAGAUGAAGGGAAUUUUAUAUAUAUCAUUUUUUAAGGAACAGUAAAAGUGUUAAUAAAAGUAAAUGAAUAAAUAUUAAAAAUUUUAAGGAUAUAUGUGUAAAAGAAUUCCAUGAUAAUGAGCAUUUAGGAAGAUAAGCAUUAGAAGCAGAUGCUCCUAGAAAUGCAACUUUAAUUUGCACUUAAAAUGCUCAUAUUUUAAUUGUUUUUUGUUUUAUAUUCCAAGAGCUAAAUUUCAAGAUAUUUUUGAUGUGGAUGAUCAAAAAAGAUUCAGAGAAUUAUUUUUUUAAUUUUAUCACUACUUCUUAUGAUUAAUUAAUGGAAAUGGUAAAAUAAUAGGAUGAAAAGAAAAAGUUAAAAUACAAAACAAUUAAAGAUGCUUUAAUUGAAGGAUUAUAGAAUGUGGAUUAAUUACAAUUAUAAAAAGUACAUUAAUAUGGAUGAGUUUAGAAAACAAAAAAGUAUAAAGGGAUUUUAAAAAUGCCAGGAGUAGAUUGA